Messenger RNA from Penicillium chermesinum, 2073 nucleotides. Its product is annotated as putative MFS phosphate transporter. Gene Ontology annotation, biological process: transmembrane transport. Gene Ontology annotation, molecular function: transmembrane transporter activity. The transcript is spliced from 2 exons. The record is from RefSeq and is a predicted model, not a curated record. The coding region runs from base 1 to 2073 and encodes 690 amino acids. Gene Ontology annotation, cellular component: membrane. NCBI's taxonomy places the organism in Eukaryota, Fungi, Ascomycota, Eurotiomycetes, Eurotiales, Aspergillaceae.
AUGGCUGAUUUUGGACUUCGCGCUCCCCACGGGCCGGACAUGACGGGCACCCAUAAUCCCUUGGAGGACAUGGACCUGCAUGAAAAGGAUGCCUUUGACAAAUUGAUCCGCCCUGACGAUAGCUAUACGGGUGACGGCGUUUAUUGGGCCGAUUUGCCAUUAGGCAAGAAGAUCAAGUUCGUUAGCUCGUACGAUGCCCAGGAGGCUAAGCGCGAACUUGGCAACAUUUGGGAGAUGAUAAAGGAAGACCCUUUGUCCCCCGUCUCAUACUAUUUCCGCAACAUGGUGCUGCCCGGUGCCGGUCUGGGGUUGGAGGGCUACGUCCUUUUCUCCAUCGGCAACAUUAAGCCUCUAUUCGAAAAGUCUUUCCCUGAUUGCUGGAAGCAUCACACUACCUGCAACAAACAGUGGCUGAAUGCCGUUGACUACUUGGAGAUCAUUGGUAUCAUCUUUGGCCAGAUCCUGGUUGGCAUCAUCGGUGACUGGAUUGGCCGUCGCUGGGGUCUGAUUCAAGAUGCCACGAUCAUGUUUGUCGGUUUGCUUAUGUUGACCGCUGCUUGGGGUGUCACCAUGAACGGCUGGGUCAUCUGCUAUGCUUGGUCUCUGUUUUUCUACAGUGUGGGAGUUGGCGGUGAAUACCCUAUGACUGCUACCAGUGGUAUGGAAAAUGCCGUUGGAUCUGGCAAGAUCUCGACCAAGGAAGAUCGCCUCCACCGGGGUCGUAAGGUUACGAGCGCUUUCCUGAUGCAAGGUUGGGGUCAAUUCUUCAACCAAGUCAUCUUGAUUAUUCUGCUUCUGGUGUUCCACCACGGCAGCGGUAACAACCCCUAUUCAACUGUCUCGGCCCAGUGGACCUAUCGUGUUUCAUUCGCCAUCCCUGCGGUUGGCACUCUCUGGCUUGUCUACUACCGUGCCUAUCAUAUGAAGGCAGCGAGUAAACAAUUGGCCGCGGCGAAGAAGAAGUCUCACAUUACUGGUUACGAUUUUGCAUCUCUUCGUCUGACAUUUACUUACUUCGGCCCUCGAUUGCUAGCCACUGCUGGCAGCUGGUUCUGCAAUGACGUGUUUUUCUACGGAAACAAACUCUUCCAAAGUGACUUUAUCAAAGUCAUCAGCCCCUCUUCCGAAUCAAUCAUGCCUACCUGGCUUUGGAACUUGGUGAACGUGGGCGUCUCCCUUGUUGGCUACUAUCUGGCUUCUUUCUUCAUUGAUAAUAAGCUCUAUGGCCGCAAAUGGAUGCAGACAGUCGGCUUCUUGCUUAUGUUUGUCAUGUUCGUGGUGCCGGGCUUCCACUACCAUUACUAUACGGAAGUGCAACACAUCAAAGCCUUCCAAGCUAUGUACUUCCUCAGUUCCUUCUUCAACCAAUUUGGCCCCAACUCUGUGACGUUCUUGGUUGCCGCAGAAGUCUUCCCCACCCCCAUCCGCGCCACAGCUCACGGUAUCUCCGCCGCUGCUGGCAAGGCUGGUGCUCUGUUGGCCUCCGUCUUGUACAACUACAUCGACACCCAGACCAAGUUCUAUGUUGUUCCCUGGUUCGGCCUGGCUGGUGUUGUCCUCACUCUGGCCUUCUUGCCUGAUACCACUGGCCUGGACUUGAAGGAACAGGAGCGUCGCUGGCAAUAUAUUCGCGAAGGCCGCGAGUCCGAAUACCACGGCCCUGCCGUCCACCCUAAGCACCUGUCCUGGUACGAGCGCUACGUUCUUCGCCUCGGUCGGAACUAUGAUGCCGACAAGGACUAUAAGCACAAGGUUGAGGAGUACCGCAAGGAGUGGGAGGCGGCCAUGGCGCAGCGCAUUGCUGAGAAGGAAGCUGGUGAUGACACUGCUAUCGACACCGAUGACUCGUUGCUCGAGGGCCACGUGCACACUUACUUCCACCGGACAAGCCCCAUGUUCAAGCCUAUGGAGAAGCCUCGCACGCCCAAUAAGGACACGUUCGCUCUUCCACCUGCUGCUGAGGUUGAGUCCGAAGAUAGCUUUGGAGUCGAGAGACACGAUAACCCUGCCAAUCAGCAGACUCUUUCCAGCAAGUCUCACACAGAGACUACGGCUGAUGAGAAGCAGGGUUAG